AUGGCCACCCCUGCUCAGAACGCCAACAACAACGGUCCCAUUGACCACAACGACCUCAACGAGUGGAAGGACCGCUUCAACGACGUCCUCGCCCGCCCUAGCGAGCAUGUCAACUCCAAGUCUCCCGAGUCUUCCCAGCCCUGGCACAACGCCUUCUUUGGCUGCUUCGCUCCCAUCGACACCUGCCUGAUCACCUGCUGUGUCCCCUGUGUCACCUUUGGCAAGACCCAUCACCGUCUCCGCAAGAACGGUAACCUCGAUGGCUAUGAGCCCAUCAACACCUCUUGCCUGAUGUUCUGGGGCUCCUCCUGCUUCGGUCUCCACUUCAUCCCCCUCGCCCUCCAGCGUGCCAACCUCCGUGAGAAGCACAACCUCCAGGGCAGCUGCCUCGUCGACAUUGCCACCGCCUGCUGCUGCGGCUGCUGCGACCUGAUCCAGCAGGACAAGGAGGCCGAGUACCGCGAGGCCCAGGCCUCCGGCGCCCAGGGCUACAAGGCUAACGAGGGCAUGUCCUAUCCCGCCAGCAACUAA
Messenger RNA from Fusarium keratoplasticum, 531 nucleotides. RefSeq lists its product as uncharacterized. The transcript is spliced from 2 exons. The record is from RefSeq and is a predicted model, not a curated record. Bases 1 to 531 code for a protein of 176 amino acids. Lineage: Eukaryota; Fungi; Ascomycota; Sordariomycetes; Hypocreales; Nectriaceae.